UAAUUAAAAGAUAUGAUACAUUUAGAUAGAAUAUGACAGAACCAAGUAAUUUCUUUAGUUUAUAAAAUUUAAGUUUCUAGUUUAUAAAUUUGAAGUUAAGUAUUCAGAAACACAGAAUGAAAAUCCAUUCCGCAAUAUCUUUUGUAAUUUUGUGGCAAAUGACUAGUUUGGUUUUGAGCCGUCCAGAUGCAAACAAACCAUUGAUACUUACCGAUCUCAUUGAGCAAGGAAAAAUCGAAGAAGCAAGAAAUUUAGCUGAAGUAAGAUUCAAAACUUCACAAGCUCCUAAACUGCUGAGCUAUUCGGGAUAUUUUAACGUUGACAAGACUUACGACUCUAACAUAUUCUUUUGGUUCUUUCCAUCCGAAUAUAGUUUGAACGACCCGGUAAUAAUGUGGUUACAAGGUGGACCAGGUUGGUCUAGUUUGAAUGGCCUUUUUAUGGAGAACGGGCCGUUUAUUUCGUCAUCAAAUGGAUCUAUUGAACUAAGGGACACUUACUGGAGUAAAAAUCACUCAGUGCUCUAUGUCGACCAGCCUGUAGGUACUGGUUUCAGUUACACAAGUCAAGGUGGCUACGUACAAAAUCAGACUAUUUUAGGUGUCUAUUUGUAUAACGUUCUCAUACAGUUCUUCCAGUUAUUCCCUCAACUACAAUCAAACACAUUCUUUAUUGCUGGUGAAUCUUAUGCGGGAAAAUACAUACCUUCCAUCGGAAACGUUAUUUCAAAAAGAAAUAUUAAUGCCAAAAUAAAAAUAAAUCUUCAAGGUUUAAUGAUAGGGAAUGGAUAUGUUGAUCCUGAAAAUCAAAUUAUUUACAGUGAUUAUUUAUAUCAAUUGGGGCUUGUUGAUUUAAAUGAAAAGCAACUAAUUAAGAAGUAUGAAGAUGAAAUUAUUAACUAUAUCAAAAACAACAAUUUUCUUGCAGCAGGUAAUGCCCUAGAUAGCUUAGUGACAGGUUAUACCCAAAAACCUUUAAUUUUAAAUAUAACAGGCUUAACAUCAGUGUAUAAUUUUUUAUUGCUUCACGAGGUCAAUCAAACUUGGACAAAGUUUGUCACAAAUAAGGAGAUCAGAAAAUUAAUUCACGUAGGCAACGUAAAAUUCGGAGAAAUGAAGCAAACUGUAGAAAAGAAUUUGUGGUUGGACAUAGCCAAGAGUGAGGCAACGAUACUUUCAAGGCUCUUGGAUCAUUAUAGAGUCUUAUUAUACAGCGGUCAAGAUGAUAUAAUCAUCGCCUAUCCAACAACAGUAAAUUUCUUGAAGAGACUCAAUUUUACCGCGUCUCAGGAGUACAAACAUGCUAAAAGAAGAAUUUGGAGAGUUGAAAAUGAAAUUGCCGGAUAUAGAAAAACUGCAGGGAAUCUUACGGAGGUGCUAGUGAGAAAUGCAGGACAUAUGGUGCCUGCGGAUCAACCCAGGUGGAGUUACAAUUUAAUUUAUAACUUCAUUAGAAAAGCAGAUUAAAUUUAGGCACGUUAACAUAUCCAAAUUGUAAUUAUACAAUCUUAUUUUCUUGUUAAUUGUCCAAUCUUUUGUAAUGAGAAUAUAAAAUUAGAGUGUCAAUUGUUUAAAGGGUGUUGAAUAAUUAAGCUAGCGCAAGGCACUGCAUAGGUAUAAGCACAGGUAUAAGCAAUCAUACGUAAAGCUACCGUAUGAUCGAAAAAAACGGCGUCCAGUUGGCUUGGAAAUGACGAUUGUUGACAUUCCCCAUAUAAUUUUACAUAUAUAAAAUGACAGCGAUCUGCGAUCUUUAUUUCAUAGCCAUCGCUAACGCCGUUUUUUUUUUCGAUCAUACGGUAUUUGCAUAGACUAAUGUCAUUUACUAGGGUAUUUGGUUCCAUUUUCCAUUAUAAUUCUUGUAAGUCGUUAGUUUUGUUUUUUUUUACUUCAAAAACCAUUCCAAACUUUUUAUGUAAAUAUUAGAUACAUAAUGUGCGUAAGUUUAUAAAAUCAAUAAAUAUGAACUUGUUCUUUACAUUUGACAUUAUAUUUUU
Sitophilus oryzae (rice weevil) is the source of this 1996-nucleotide messenger RNA. Its product is annotated as venom serine carboxypeptidase-like. Gene Ontology annotation, molecular function: serine-type carboxypeptidase activity. The transcript is spliced from 2 exons. The coding region runs from base 117 to 1466 and encodes 449 amino acids. Gene Ontology annotation, biological process: proteolysis. The record is from RefSeq and is a predicted model, not a curated record. Lineage: Eukaryota; Metazoa; Arthropoda; Insecta; Coleoptera; Curculionidae.